This is a messenger RNA of Electrophorus electricus (electric eel), 1110 nucleotides long. RefSeq names its product alanine and arginine rich domain containing protein (gene aard). The record is from RefSeq and is a predicted model, not a curated record. Lineage: Eukaryota; Metazoa; Chordata; Actinopteri; Gymnotiformes; Gymnotidae.
GAUCAAAAGGAAAGCCAAGUUAAAAGAUAGAGUGGAUAUAAGAUACAAGCAUGGGGAGUCACCAGAGGUGGUGGGAGCGGGAUAAAAAAAAAAAACCUUUGAUGACAUUGGACCAUAGAUGUGUGUGUGAGAAGCGCGAAAGCAUUCAAUCCCCUGAGGAGGGCUAUUAUUGGGACCAGGGCAUCCUCUCCCACACUCUCAUUCACUGUUGACCCUCUCCUGGAUGUCACAAUGAACCCAGAGACCCAGUAUGAGGAUGCUGUGUCCAUUAUGGUUCUGGAGAACAUUAAAAACAAGCUUCUCCAUGCUUUCAGGACGACUGCGGUGCCAAGAGUGUCCUCAGAAAGCGGUAUGGCUAUGGUCAGUGUCGGCAGGAGUUUCCAAGCUAACGAAGAGCUGCGCAGAGCCAAGAUAGAUGGAGCAAUCAGUUGGUUACGAUCUGAACUGCUGGAGAUGCGCUCACAGGACAGGCAGCUGGCUCACACUCUGCUCGCUCUCAACACGGAGAUUCAGAGACUGAGGAGGGAGACUGGGCAACUUCUACUGGACCCCAAAAGCCAUGAACAGCCCUGACCUCCAUGUGAAAAACUACAGACUUCCAUCAGCUUUUGUUAUGGGAGUGAAGGCAGGUUGCUCAAAUUCUUAAUGCCAAAAUUUGUGUUGUUUACUCUUAAAAAGUAUAAAUGUGAUGCUUAUUUUCUGCAUAUUACAGUGCUGUCACAUGUGAAAAAAGAAAAGGAAACAAAAAACAUUUUUGUUAACUGUGAAAUGAAAAACCUGACAGACUUUAUGUUGAAUAUUGAAUGGGAUCCUUAAUGCUGAGGACACUCUCAUUGGUUUGGAAGUGUUGCAGGAGUGUUUGCAAGUCAGCAUGCUGGCCUCACACACAGCUGGGAGUCUUUAAGGUCAGUAGUUACCAUUAAGGAGAGUCAUUUUUGAAUGUCAGUUCAAAUGAUUAAUUGGGCUCCCUGAUAAAAACUUUACUUUACGAUAAUGCAAGCUAUUGGCUAGUCUGAUGACAUUUUAAGCAUGAAAUGUAGAGAACAGCAUGUUAAUAAAGCAUGCUAGUUUGUAUAUCAAUAAUACUGAAUAAAAUACAUUUCUAUUCCA